ACACUGCAAAUUUUUUUAAACAAAAAACUAAGCAAAUUCCGAAAACAACAACAAUUAGCGCGUAGAAAGAAGGAGAACAGCAAUAACAAUAGCGAUUGCAAACACUUUGCAACUGUAUUUGUGAGUGAGUGGCUGCUGAUGUGGGCUUCGCAAUCCUGACUCCUAGGCUUAUCAUUGCCUUGCCCACCCACCCGCCUUUCGAUUUGUCAAUCGGGAAUUGUUUUAACCGCAGCAGAGCCUCACACACCGCAACGAAGCACAGCGCAUUCCUGUGUGCAGUUGAUCAGUCGCCGUCAUGGCCAGCAGCAGUACGGAGCCGGAGAAUAAGCCACCGAUACUGCACAUCCUGGUGGUGGGUUUCCACCACAAGCUAGGAUGCCAGGUGGAGUUCUCCCAUCCGCCGCUGAUAGCCGGCUCCAGUGGCCGCAACGAGUGCCCAUCCGGUUGGAAGUAUUUGCCAACGCUGGCCCUGCCCGACGGCUCACAUAAUUUCGUGGAGGAUACGGUGUUCUUUAACCUACCCAGCCUGUUCGAGCCGGCGGCCAGCAUCUAUGGCGUCUCCUGUUACCGCCAGAUACGCGUGGAGAAGCUUAAAAUCCGCACAGCCGAUGUCACACGGAGCACAGUGCAGAAAUCGGUCUGCAUUUUGUCCCGCCAGCCCAUUUAUGGCUAUAUCGAGGUGAAACUGGCCCUGAUAGCCGACGCGUUCUUUGACCAGGGCGACUUUAGUUGCACGGAACUUCUGGUCAAGGCGUAUCAGCAGCUGAAUGCCUGCCUGCUGGACGACGAGUCACGCCGCCCUUUGCGUCACUUUCACGUGGGACUGUCCCUUCGCGAGAUCGUCCUCCACUGGCGCCACAAGACACUGAUACUCUUCAAGCUGCUGCUCCUGCAGCGCCGGGUUGUCUGCUUUGGGUCUCCGGUGCGCGGCAUGUGUGUGCUCAUCCUGGGCAUGGCCUCGCUGGUGCCGCGACUCCUGGAGAAGGGCUUUCAGGAGGUGGCCUGUGUGCGUACCUCCCGUCCGCUUUCGCCCAUGCCCGAUUUUACCGAUUCGCUGCAACGAGAGGCGCUAGCACUGGCCGCCGCCGAGGCAGAGGCUGAGGCGGCAACACAGGACGAGCCGAAGCUGACGCCCGAAAGCGCAACGGCAGCCGAGGGCGAGGCGGAGGACCUGGCGCUGGUCUCUUCUGCCGCCUCGGCGGGCUCCCAAUGCAGCGGCGACACCUCGCCCCACUCCACACCAAACUCGCAGGACUCGAACUUUGCAUCCUCCUCGUCGCAUCGGGAAUCGAACGGCCGCAACAGCUCGCUAACGCGAGAGGCCAGCGUGGACACACUAGCCUCCAACCUGGCCGCCCUGUGCUCCGUCAACCCGGAUGAGUAUCGUGCCCCCGUUAGCAUCUUUGCCAGCGGCAAUCUCUGUCUGCCGUAUUUGUCGCUACCCUACAUGGAUCUGCUUAGCGAUCCCAUGGUCCUCUCCUAUGUCAUUGGCACCUCGAAUGUUCUGUUCCAGCAGAAGCGCCAGCUGGCCGACGUCCUGGUCGACAUUGAGGCGGCCAAUCUGGAUGCCCACGAUCCUGAACUGCGUCGCCAAUUGGUGUUGAGCACCGAAGAUUUGCGCUACAUGGACUACAUCAUGAAGCAUGUCCAGACGCCCAAAGAAGAUGCGGAGGGCAGCGAGCAUUGGAUAAGGGAACAGUUUCAGGGCUACAUUCUGGCUCUACUACGCACCGCAGUGUCUCCGGAUUCCACGCCCAAGGACAACGAUCAUUUUAAUGCGCACUUUAUAGGCGCCUUCAAGCGCACCCAAUGCUAUCAGGAAUGGUUUGAUGUGCGACCCGAACCCGAAUUUUUCGAAGCCCUACCCGCUGGCCAUCCCUUUGCCGGCACCCUAUCCGUGGCGGAUAUGAAACUGAAGCUGGCGCAGACCAUGCAGAACAGCGAGAGCGGUCGUAAAAUCAAUCAGGCCGUGAACACCACCAGUCGAGCGGUUGGCGGCGCCAUCUCUCAGGCCAAGGGCGCCUUUUCCAGCUGGUGGUCCUCGAUAACAACAGUGCCAGCGAAUCCUGGCAACGGGACCGGCACGCUUUCUGACAGCGAGGACGGCGAAGGUGCAGCUGGGGCGGUGGUUGUGGCCACUGCCCAAGAGAUCUCAGUCACAUUCCAGAAUCACAAAGAUGCUGAGGACUUGGAUAUAGCUGGCGUGAGCAUACACCUGGCUGGCCAGAGCCAGGACAACAGCACCAGAACCAGCACCGGCACCCCCCUGGAGGAGGCGCACGAGUCGAGAAAUGUUUCCCUGGAGCAGCAGCAGGGCAUCGUGGAGAUUGGUCGUGAGGCAGAGCUGCUCGACAAGGCCGAAGAGAGUCCCCUCUCGAGCAUAUCUCAGCAACCACUGCGUCCUGGCUGUGGGGCUGAUGUGGCCACCUCAGCCCCAGCCCUAGAGCGCAACAACGGGGAUGUUUUCAUUGUCUGAAGGGUCACGGCAGCAAGCGGCAGAGCGGCAUUGUAAAAAAAAAACUUAACUAAGCGUAUAAUGAUAAUUAUUUAAUUUAUUGCGAAACAAAUUGUGUCUCAGUCUCAAUGUCUAGAUAUUUCUACAUGUCCCCAAAAUUGGCCAAAUGAUAAUAUUAUUUAAUAUUUAUGUGUAACCCCUUGCCAUCCGCCACACACACAAACACACACACACACACACUCAAUGUAUGUAUAUGUACUAUAUCCGAUAUCCUAUAUCCUAGACCAUAUGUAAAGCUAGACCGUUCCAAGUGCAAUUUGUAAUCCAAACAAAAGAAGAUUAAUUAGAGAAAACUCAAAGCUUCAUCCGCGUGGCAAUAAGAAACUCAAUGAAUUCGUAUUUAUGUAUGAUGGGGCCGAUCCAGCCGAACGCACACACGAAACGAUAUUAAUGGCCUUCUUGUCCAGAGAGUCGAGUCCCGUGCACCCCACCCACACUAUUGACCUUUAACCUAAAAUGUAAUCCAGACACACACAAAAAUAAACAUAUGAAAUGUGCAAUUACAA
Messenger RNA from Drosophila persimilis, 3021 nucleotides. RefSeq names its product late secretory pathway protein AVL9 homolog. The coding region runs from base 296 to 2476 and encodes 726 amino acids. The record is from RefSeq and is a predicted model, not a curated record. Gene Ontology annotation, cellular component: cytoplasm. NCBI's taxonomy places the organism in Eukaryota, Metazoa, Arthropoda, Insecta, Diptera, Drosophilidae. The transcript has 4 exons.